AUGGAGCGCCUGCGAACCCUGGCACGGGAGGCGUUGACUUGGCAUUUCCUCGAGGACCACCAGAGGGUGCUGUGGGCGGCGGUACUGGAGUUCGAUGCCGUUCCGACACAGGACCUGCCGCCCUGGUUCUUCGAGCGGCAGAACUUCACUCGGCGGCACCUAGGCGUGGACCUCUUCAGCCUGGAUGGAAAGCGUGCAGUACUUUGUCGUGCUGGCAAUGCCACACACAAGGAUGUAAAGCGGUUCCUGCGAACGGCCAACUGCGUCUGCCAGGCUCCGCAAUGCACGCUUUGGACCUUCCGCGGCUGCAAGAUCGCCCGUGCUUCCAGGAAGUGGCUCCGAAAUUAUGGGUGCCAUCACCAAAUCCUAGCCAAGCGGAACCUGCGCAAGCUUCAGCAGGGUGCCAGUGCCUCUUUCGAUGCUCCUUCAUCAGGUCAGGCGCUGCCGUUAGCGCCACCGCUGCGGCCGUGUCAGGAGGCCUGCCUGGAGGCCUGCGCCAAGGGAGCCAGGGUCAUCGAGAUGGCCUGUGGCACGGGGAAAACGCGCGUGAUCCGUGAGCUGGCGGCCAAGCAGAAAGAGAAGGUCUUGGUCACCGUUCCCUCGCGUGUGCUGCUGGAGCAAGUCGCUGUUGAGAUGCCUGGCUUCUGCAAGGUGGGCACGCGCUACAACAACAACAUCAAUAUGACAUCCCAUGGCUUCAUUGCGGUGACUGACUCGGUGCAUCUUUUGCGGAAGCUGGAUUUCGCGGCUAUCUUUGUGGACGAGGCCCACCAUCCCUUGCCUCCAGGACUGCCGAGCUGUAAAGAGCUCUUCCAGUUCUCAGCCACGCAGAAGGAGGAAGUGGAUUUCAGAUACAGCCUCGGCGAAGCGAUUGAGGAUGGCGUGCUGUGCGACUACGACCUCACGAUGCCGGUGGCGACCAACCGCCAUCCCUACAUUUGCCUUGCGAAUUUGCUGCUUUCGCAGGCUGGGCGAUUUCGGCGGGUGCUCGCCUACUGCAACUCCGUCGCAGAAGCCAAGCGAUUUCGGCAGGUGUUGGAGACUGUCGGGUUGGCGGCGUGGCACAUCAACGGGCGCUCCAGCCGACACGAGCGGGACAGGGUGAUGCACGAAUUUGCGCAAGAUUUGCAGAAGCCCGUGCAUGUGCUGGUGACGGUUCAGGUGUUGGGAGAAGGCAUCAACAUCCCGAACGCCGACACAUGCAUGUUCGUGGAGCCACGCAGCAGCUACGUGAGCAUCAUUCAAGCCAUCGGCCGGGUGCUGCGGCCGCAUCCGUCCAAGCCUUUUGCCCAUAUUGUGUUGCCUGCGAUUGCGAUGGCUGCAGUGCCGGCGUCAGCUGUCACUCCUCGCGGUCCUGGCCACGACUUGGGUGACAGCCGCGAUGCGGCAAGAGGAAUUGAAACUGAAACCGUGGCAACAAGUUUCGCAUCUUCUCGUCAAGUUUUGGGUGAGUCGGCUGGCUCUGCAAGCAAACCUGAAUCCGGAACUGCCGACCUGGUGUCGAGGCAGACCUCAAGCAGAAAUAGAGCCGACGUCCACGACACGUCUCUUGUGCAGCACCAUGAUCCGGAGAAGGAGGCUGGACUUGGGAGUCGUCUCUCGCGGCCUGGUUCCUCCCCAAUGCGGAGCUCUUCCACGCAGCCAGCCAUAAGUGCCACUGCUGCCCCAGACACUUGGUCGAGUGCAGGGUUUAUAAAGCCAGCGCCUGAAGCCAAUUCAGAGUUGUUCAAGGUGGAGGAGCACCGGGAGGCUGCACGGUAUCAUGGACCCGGAGCAAGCGAUGCUAAGCCAGCAUCCACCUGCCAGAAGCUGAAGGUAAAAAUGCCUGCCCGCAGCGUUGGUCUCUUCGGUCGUGAAAGUACCCGCCAGCUUGAAAGGUUCCUGCAAGUAAUAGGAAACGCGGACAGCCGAUUUCUUGCCACAGACACCAAGCACUUGCAAUCUCGAAUUUGCGUCUCAGACUGCCAAUUGCAGCAGGGACUGUCACAGCUUUGGGGUCGCAGCGUGCAGUAUCAGUUGGCGUUGAUCCUGCAACGACGGGACCCCUGGGAGCUGCGCUUGCGGGCAGUUGAAGAAUUUGUGCAAGAGCAUGGUAUUCUUCCACGAGAGGUCACGCAGAUGCCUGCGGAGAAAUCUUUGGCACACUGGCUGCGGCAAGCAGGGUACUAUUUGAAGAAGCGGUUACUCACGGCAGCCAGGAUGCAGAAGCUCCUAGACUCGUCAUGUGGCAAGCUACGAGCCCGUGUUCAGAAGUGGCUCGACCCGCAGACGCCGUUUGAGCGAUUCGUGAAGAAGUUGCGGGAAUUUGUCCGGGUUCAUCACCGCAUGCCCAUAGACAACAGGGCAUUGUCGAAAGAGGAGUACAAACUAGCCCAAAGUCAGAAUCAAUUUCUGUUUCCCGGGCGCAAGGAUCGUGAGAGGCGACUUCAAAUUCUGGAGAAGGAGGGCCCCAUCGUUGCGAAAUGGGUGGCGUCAAAGCGAACAGGACAUCCUCGACUCGACAUGAAGAAGUGGAGGAGGAAGCUUCAGAAGCUGGUUGAGUUUUUGAACAUGCAUGGUCGACUGGCGCAGUCGGGGAGCAGUGAGCGCCCUAUGUACGUUUGGUUGCAUCAACAGCGACAUCAGCUGGAUCGUCUCCCUGCCGAUCUCCGAGCGGAGCUUCUCAACUCGCACCCGCUAGUCGCAUCUUUCUUGCAGAGCGCCCGGCCAAAACUUGUUUUCCCAGAGGUGGAACACGUUCGCCUGGCCCACGUUUGGCUGCGCCGCCUUGCAAAAGACAAAGGCCUCGUUGAGUUGGACGACUUGGCCCUCUACGAUCGCUUUGCCGCUAAGCCCGUGUUCGCCUUGUGCAAGGCCCGUGGCCGCGGCUUUCCUGCCGCCGCGGCGCGGCGCAAAGCGGGCUUCUCCGAGGCCUUGAUAACCGCUGUCCGCGAUGCGAAGUCACAGCGCAGACCCCUGCCAGUGGAGCCAGCGACCUGCUGA
Molecule: messenger RNA, 2982 nt
Organism: Symbiodinium sp. CCMP2456
Lineage: Eukaryota; Dinophyceae; Suessiales; Symbiodiniaceae
Source: the annotation of a GenBank genome assembly